This is a messenger RNA of Zeugodacus cucurbitae (melon fly), 768 nucleotides long. RefSeq lists its product as uncharacterized. NCBI's taxonomy places the organism in Eukaryota, Metazoa, Arthropoda, Insecta, Diptera, Tephritidae. The record is from RefSeq and is a predicted model, not a curated record. The transcript has 2 exons. Bases 57 to 491 code for a protein of 144 amino acids.
CUUAAGCCUAAAAAUACAAAGGAAACGUUGAAAGUUAUAGUUACAGCAAACAAGUAAUGCGUUGCUUUCCCGACGGUGAUGUCUAUUUUUACAUUGAACUCAGUGAUGGUUGGGAACGUUAUUGUCGUUGGCCGAAUAAAAAGUGGAAACAAAAGGCACUACCACCACCAACAGUUAUAAACUAUUGGCGCGAUCUUGAAGGCGCAAAAAAAGAGCAAAUCCUAUUGGCCGAUUUGUAUUUCGAGAAUUGGUUAAAAUCACGCUUAAAAGAAGAUGCCUGCUUGCCACUGCUAUAUGCGGUGGGCAAUCGUUUCAUUCGAUUAGAAAAAGCGCCACCAGGCGGUUUCAGAUGUGCGCCACUGCCAAUGAGCCUUAAGGAAUAUCGAGAAAUGCAAGCCAUAAUAAAAGAGGAAUUGAAACAGAAAAAGAAGGCAGAGAAAGAAAAGAAAGCCAAGGCAAAAGCAGCGAAAGCAAAAAAGGGAAAGAAAUAGACGAAACAGCUUAGAAAGGCAAACGAAUAACUGAAUUAUUGCUACAAAAUUAAAUUUUACACAUUAAGUUAAACAAAAAAAUUAAGAAACAAAAAAUGAAAAAUACAAGAAAUGUUUAAAUUUGUAUGAAAAGCGCUAUUAUGCAACAGUUACAAUAUUUUUGUUAAUAUUCAAUGCUGCUGUAUGUAUCAAUUUUGAAAAAAAAAAAUAACUGCUGCAAAAUAGCGCUUAACCAAAAUUAGUUUAAAUAAAAAUAAAAUUGAAGUGAAAAACCGUA